Messenger RNA from Rhinichthys klamathensis goyatoka, 3275 nucleotides. RefSeq names its product proto-oncogene DBL (gene mcf2b). The transcript has 26 exons. Bases 168 to 3260 code for a protein of 1030 amino acids. The record is from RefSeq and is a predicted model, not a curated record. Gene Ontology annotation, biological process: intracellular signal transduction; dendrite development. Gene Ontology annotation, cellular component: cytoplasm. Gene Ontology annotation, molecular function: protein binding; guanyl-nucleotide exchange factor activity. Lineage: Eukaryota; Metazoa; Chordata; Actinopteri; Cypriniformes; Leuciscidae.
AAUGAGCAGAUAAGUGCGGUCAAGGUGUCGUCGCCACUGCAGCAUCCGCUCUGCGACUCGCUGCUUCUGCUGCUGCUCACAGUCCCGCAGACAAAGUCAUGGAGGGAGGGAAGUUGUGAGGCUAAGAAGUGGGUCUACAUCCCCACGAAACGGACAAAUUAGAAACAAUGGCGGAGGCUAAUCCACUCAGGGGACUGCCCCGGAUCCAGAGGGCUGCGAUGUCAUUCCCUGGACAUUUGCAUUUAGUUCUAGUGCUGAGGCCCAAAACCCACCUUCAGACCACUGGAACAGACCUCGGUUUCCGCUUCAGUCAGGACGACUUCGCGCUCAAGAUGCCGAUGAUAAUGCUGAGCUCAUUGUCAGACCUGCUUCGCUUCAUUGAUGAAAAUCAGCUGAGCUCUGAGUUUGGUGGUAACCUGGAGCAAUGCCAUAGUGACUGGAUAGUUCUGCGAACGGCCAUAGAGAGUUUUGCAGUGACAGUGAAGGAGAUCGCUCAACUACUGCAGACAUUCGGCACAGAGCUGUCUGAGAUUGAGCUGCCCGAUGAAGCCAGUGGCAUUGAGUACCUACUCAGAUCACACACUGACAAAUACAGACAGAUGAAGGAUGACAUUAGGUCAGUUAUGAGGGAUGGACGUCAGCUGCUCUCAAACCUCGAGGCCUCAAAAGCAAUGGAAGGUGCUGCAGCAGAAGACAGAGACAUCAGCCAAGACAAAGAAAGAGUGCAGAGGCUCGUGGCACAGUUACGGGACAUGGAAAUGGCUUUUGAUGGCUUUUUUGAGAAGCACCACCUAAAGCUUCAACAAUACCUUCAACUCCUCCAAUACGAGCUGAGCUUCCAUGAGAUGGAGGCCAUUCUGGAGAAACUCAGUACGCAAGAGAAAACAAUUGCAUCUGUGGGGACAACAGUGGCCCAGACGGAGCAGCUGCUCAAAGACCUCGAGAUGCUGGAGACCACAGCAGAGGAUGAAAUGGGCCGUGCUCAGAUUAUUAUUCUGCAUGGGCACCAGCUUGCAGCAAGUCAUCACUACGCUCUUGCCCUAAUAGUUCAGCGUUGCAAUGAACUGAGGCAUCACUGUGACACUCUCACAACAGCUCUGCGUGCCAAGCGGGCAUCUCUCACACGCAUACGAGACCUGCUGUUGCGGUUGGAGGAGACUGUGCGUUGGUGUGAUGAGGGGGCCUAUUUGAUGGCUAACCAGCUGCUGGAUAAGUUUCAGUCCAAAGAGGGGGCGCAGGUAGCCCUGCGGGAUAUUGAGAAACUGAUGGAGACAGCCUCAGUCCUGCGGUCUAACCCGGGCUUCCUCAGUCUGGAGUUUGAGGCAAUACUCACACCACAGCUGCAGUCUCAGAUAGAGGCUGUCACAGAGAAGGUAUCAACAGUACAGGGAAUGAUCCAGAGCAGACAGGCCUGUCUGAGAAAGCUGGCUGAUAUUCAGGUCAGACCCAUCCAGCUGGUCGCUCCAAGGCCUGAGAACUCGCCACGCUGCAAAUCCCCUCUGUUCUCUCCUAAACACAGUUUUGAUGUGAACUCCAGUUUAAGGUUUUCUUUUGAUCUUGCACUCCCUGGUAAAAGGGGCUCACGGAAAGGUCCCAGCACUAAGAAGAUAGAGGUGAUGCACGACUACGAGGAGAACCGCAGCUGUCUAUCCUACGGCCCCGAUGGAGUUGAGAACCCUGACCAGCACAAACGCCACGUAAUGAAGGAGCUGAUUGAGACGGAGAGAAUCUACGUGGAGGAGCUGCUGUCUGUUUUGCUGGGUUAUAGGGCGGAGAUGGAUAACCCAUCUCUCUCUAAUAUACUGCCAUCUGUACUGCGAAACAAGAAAGAAGAGCUGUUUGGAAAUCUGCCUGAGAUCUAUAAAUUCCACAGCAGGAUAUUCCUGCAGGACCUCGAGAGCUGCUUAGAGUCCCCAGAAAGAGUGGGAGCACGCUUUCUGGAAAGGAAAGAAAAUUUUCAGGUCUACGAGCGCUACUGCCAGAACAAACCUCGCUCAGAUGCCCUCUGGAGGCAGUGUUCUGAUUCAGUCUUCAUCCAGGAGUGUAAAAGGAAGCUGGAUCAUAAACUAGGGUUGGACUCAUAUUUGCUGAAACCUGUUCAACGUUUAACCAAGUACCAGCUUCUUCUGAAGGAACUACUAAAGCACAGCUCAAACUCACAGUAUGCAUCUGAGCUGCAGGGGGCGCUAAAUGCCAUGCUGGAUCUCCUCAAGUCCGUCAAUGACUCCAUGCAUCAAAUUGCCAUCACAGGUUAUGAGGGUGAAUUGAGUGACCUGGGCCGCGUCCUUAUGCAGGGCUCCUUCAACGUCUGGAUCAACCAUAGGAAAGGCCCAACGCGCAUGAAGGACAUGGCUCGCUUUAAACCCAUGCAAAGGCAUCUAUUCCUUCAUGAAAGAGCUCUGCUUUUCUGCAAGAAGAGAGAGGAGAGUGGAGAGGGACAUGAUCGGACAGCCUCGUACAGCUUCAAACACUGCCUGAUGAUGAGUGCUGUUGGUAUCACAGAAAACGUCAAAGGGGAUGUAAAGAAGUUUGAAAUUUGGUACAACGGAAAAGAGGAGGUGUAUGUUGUUCAGGCUCCAACAGUAGAUGUGAAGAUUGCAUGGCUCACUGAGAUUAGAAAAAUUCUCAACAAUCAGCAAAAGAUUGACAAAGGUGAUGCUCACCCAGAUAGUGAGCAGCCAUUAUUUACACCCUUGGGCGACAGUGUGAGGCAUAUGUCCGUGUGCAUGCCCUGGAGUUCCACACAGAUCACUGGCUGCUCAGGUUGUUUUGAUGUCCUUCCUCACAGCAAGCUCCAGGGGGCGUCCGUCAGCUCAGAAGAGGCCGAUUCAGGCCGCGUGAGUCCUGUUCUGACAGACCCAGUCCUCGUUUCUCCACGUCCCAGCCACCACAACCGUCGCAGCUGGCCUGGGACUUCUCAGUCAGUGGACAUCUGUGAGGGUCUGGAGGACUGGACCACUGACAUCUCAAACAUCUCAGACUCUGAUGAAGAAGACGAUGUGCUGCUGGUUCCUGGAAGGUAUAGAGCAAUGGUGGAUCACUUAAAGUGCGGCAAGGAUGACGUUAUCGUCAAAUGUGGUGAUGUCAUUCACGUGCUGCAGGAGAGUGCUAUGGGGCUUUGGCAUGUUAAGAAUUUGACUCGUGGAGGUGAAGGAAAACUCCCUGUAGAUACACUUCUGAGAAUGCUGGAAGAUGCAGGCAGAAGUCCCUCCAUUAGGUCGGGCAGUGGACUUGUGGUGAGUGAACUGUACAGAAAGUAGAAACUGUACCUAAUG